AAAUGUCAAAAGAUCUUGGAUGACUUGACACCUUACACAACCCCACGAUGGGCUGGAACAGCGGUUCUAGGUGUUCUCUAUACUAUUCGUGCAUUUACUGCUGGUGGUUGGUAUAUUGUAACAUAUGCUUUGGGUAUAUACCUGCUUAAUCUGUUGCUGGCCUUCUUGACUCCAAAAUUCGAUCCUGCAUCGGAAGAGGGAUUUGACGAUGAAAGCGAUGGGCCAAUGCUUCCAACCAGACAUGACGAUGAAUUUAAACCGUUUAUUCGUCGUCUUCCUGAAUUCAAAUUUUGGUUUUACUCUACUCGUGCUCUCUUGAUUGCAUUUGGAUGUACACUCUCAAGUGUCUUUGAUUUGCCCGUAUUCUGGCCGAUUUUGUUGAUAUACUUUAUCAUCCUAUUUAGUAUCACCAUGAAGCGCCAGAUCAUGCACAUGAUCAAGUACAAAUAUGUACCAUGGGAUUUUAACAAA
Messenger RNA from Batrachochytrium dendrobatidis JAM81, 471 nucleotides. Its product is annotated as protein retrieval receptor. The transcript is spliced from 2 exons. NCBI's taxonomy places the organism in Eukaryota, Fungi, Chytridiomycota, Chytridiomycetes, Rhizophydiales. The record is from RefSeq and is a predicted model, not a curated record. Gene Ontology annotation, cellular component: Golgi membrane. Gene Ontology annotation, biological process: protein retention in ER lumen; retrograde vesicle-mediated transport, Golgi to endoplasmic reticulum. The annotation marks the transcript as partial.